AUGAGCGACGAUCAGAAUAUCGAUGGUACAAAUCCACCGAAUCAGGAAUCUAGUAUGUCUUCCUUGGGUGACACGAGAACACCAGUUACUUUGGAAUUAUCCUGUCUUGGACGUGGUAAACCAUCAACCCUCACAGCCGAAGAACCUCAAAUGAAGCAGAAUUCAAAUCUAACAAAUUUUAAUAAUGAUGGAAAUAACGAUCAACCAGUUGGAAAUAGGCUUCGAAAUACACAUGACAUGGAAGAAAACAAUAGUCGUGCAGGUUAUGGAUCACAAAGAGGACGUGAUGGGAAUCGGGGCGGCGGAAAUGGUUCAGAUUCAAGUACAUAA
This is a messenger RNA of Didymodactylos carnosus, 330 nucleotides long. Lineage: Eukaryota; Metazoa; Rotifera; Eurotatoria; Philodinida; Philodinidae. The record is from the annotation of a GenBank genome assembly.